Molecule: messenger RNA, 6412 nt
Organism: Herpailurus yagouaroundi (jaguarundi)
Lineage: Eukaryota; Metazoa; Chordata; Mammalia; Carnivora; Felidae
Gene: ARHGAP42
Product: Rho GTPase activating protein 42
Exons: 24
Coding region: 531-3155 (874 amino acids)
Biological process (GO): signal transduction
Cellular component (GO): cytoplasm
Molecular function (GO): GTPase activator activity; protein binding
Source: RefSeq, a predicted model, not a curated record
CGCGGGGUGGAAGUGCGGCGGCUGGAGGAGGGUCUCCCAGCUCAGGCCCGAUUUGCAAGCUCUCUGGGCCUGCGUCCGCCGAGGGGGAGGGCUUCCCUGGCCUGUCCAGAGUGGCUCAGAGCACAAACGACUGUCAAGAGAGUAGGAGAGUGGAGGUGCCGGAAGUGUGUGCUCGCCGUGGGAUAACUUUCCUGCGCCGUCCGCGGCCCGGAGCCUCCGCCGCCUAGCUGUUCGCAGCGACGAUGCGCUCUGAUGACAACGACCUGAGCGGACCCGCGCCUCGGCCCACCGCCAGAGUCUGCACACUCCUCGCCGCAGGGGAAGAAGACUGAGCCCGGAGGCGUCCGCGCGCCCGGGCAGCCGGGUGCAAGGCGGCGCGGCGCUCGGGGCCCAUUUCCUCUGCGCGGUCCCCUAGCGUUUGGCUUGUUCCCCGCGAUCGUGCGUCCUCAGCGCCGGCCGCGGUCGCCGGCUGUUCCCGCCCUCACCGCCGGCCGGGACGUGCCCCGGCAGCCACUGGUAGCGUCUGUGCCAUGGGGCUGCCUACUCUGGAGUUCAGCGAUUCCUACUUGGACAGCCCAGAUUUCAGGGAGCGCCUGCAGUGUCACGAGAUUGAGCUGGAGCGAACCAACAAGUUCAUUAAAGAGCUCAUUAAGGACGGCUCUCUGCUCAUUGGGGCGCUGAGGAAUCUGUCUAUGGCAGUACAGAAAUUUUCCCAGUCACUGCAAGAUUUCCAAUUUGAAUGUAUUGGUGAUGCUGAAACAGAUGAUGAAAUUAGUAUUGCUCAGUCACUAAAGGAAUUUGCAAGACUACUCAUUGCAGUAGAAGAAGAAAGGAGGAGACUGAUUCAAAAUGCUAAUGAUGUAUUAAUUGCUCCACUUGAGAAAUUUCGCAAAGAACAGAUAGGUGCAGCAAAAGAUGGAAAGAAGAAGUUUGAUAAGGAAAGUGAAAAGUACUAUUCUAUUCUUGAGAAACAUUUAAAUUUGUCUGCAAAGAAAAAGGAAUCUCAUUUGCAAGAGGCAGAUACACUGAUUGACCGAGAGCAUCAAAAUUUUUAUGAAGCAUCAUUAGAAUAUGUCUUUAAAAUUCAAGAGGUUCAAGAAAAAAAGAAGUUUGAAUUUGUUGAACCGCUUUUGUCAUUCUUGCAGGGUUUAUUUACUUUUUACCACGAGGGAUACGAACUCGCCCAAGAAUUUGCACCAUAUAAGCAACAGCUUCAGUUCAACUUGCAGAACACAAGGAAUAAUUUUGAAAGUACUCGACAAGAAGUAGAGCGGUUGAUGCAAAGAAUGAAAUCUGCCAACCAAGAUUACAGACCACCCAGCCAGUGGACAAUGGAAGGCUAUCUUUAUGUCCAGGAGAAACGGCCGCUUGGUUUUACAUGGAUUAAACAUUAUUGUACAUAUGAUAAGGGAAGUAAAACAUUUACAAUGAGUGUUUCAGAAAUGAAAUCCAGUGGGAAAAUGAAUGGCCUCGUUACUGGUUCACCAGAAAUGUUUAAAUUGAAAUCUUGUAUCCGACGGAAGACAGAUUCAAUUGACAAACGAUUCUGCUUUGACAUAGAAGUUAUUGAAAGGCAUGGAAUCAUCACAUUACAGGCAUUCUCAGAAGCUAAUCGGAAACUCUGGCUCGAAGCCAUGGAUGGGAAAGAACCAAUUUACACCCUGCCUGCCAUUAUUAGCAAGAAAGAAGAAAUGUAUUUAAAUGAAGCAGGGUUCAAUUUUGUGAGAAAAUGCAUUCAAGCUGUGGAAACAAGAGGCAUCACUAUUUUAGGCCUCUACCGAAUAGGAGGAGUGAACUCCAAAGUUCAGAAACUCAUGAACACAACAUUUUCUCCAAAAUCCCCUCCUGAUAUUGACAUUGAUAUUGAAUUGUGGGAUAAUAAGACAAUAACAAGUGGGCUGAAAAACUACCUCAGGUGCCUUGCAGAACCACUGAUGACUUACAAGUUACACAAAGAUUUUAUUGUUGCAGUUAAAUCUGAUGACCAAAACUACCGGGUGGAGGCUGUACAUGCAUUGGUGCACAAAUUGCCAGAAAAAAACAGAGAGAUGUUGGACAUCUUAAUAAAGCACCUUGUCAAAGUAUCACUACACAGCCAACAAAAUCUCAUGACUGUCUCAAACCUUGGUGUCAUAUUUGGCCCAACUCUAAUGCGAGCACAAGAAGAAACUGUGGCUGCCAUGAUGAAUAUUAAAUUUCAGAAUAUUGUGGUUGAAAUUCUGAUAGAGCACUAUGAAAAGAUUUUUCAUACUGCCCCAGACCCAAGCAUUCCUCUUCCUCAGCCUCAGUCUCGAUCUGGAUCCCGAAGGACAAGAGCAAUCUGCCUUUCCACAGGUUCCAGGAAGCCCAGAGGAAGGUAUACACCGUGCUUGGCAGAACCUGACAGUGACUCUUACAGCAGCAGCCCAGACAGUACGCCCAUGGGGAGCAUCGAGUCCCUCUCCUCUCAUUCCUCUGAACAAAACAGCACAACCAAGUCUGCUUCCUGCCAGGCCAGGGAGAAAUCUGGAGGAAUUCCUUGGAUUGUAUCCCCAUCACCCUCCAAUGGACAGAAAAGUCUUGGACUCUGGACAACUAGUCCUGAAUCAAGUUCUAAAGAGGAUGCAACCAAAACAGAUGCAGAAUCAGAUUGCCAGAGUGUUGCCUCGGUCACCAGCCCCGGGGAUGGUUCCCCACCCAUAGACCUGGUCAAGAAAGGGCCUUAUGGGCUUUCAGGACUGAAAAGAACCUCCGCUUCUUCUCUCAGAUCCAUCUCUGCAGCUGAAGGAAACAAGAGCUACUGUGGAUCCAUUCAAAGCUUAACUUCUGUAGGUUCCAAAGAGAUGCCCAAAGCCCCACCAAACCCAGACCUGCCUCCAAAAAUGUGCAGGAGGUUAAGGCUAGACACUGCCUCAAGCAAUGGCUACCAGCGACCUGGCUCUGUUGUGGCAGCAAAAGCCCAACUGUUUGAAAAUGUUGGUUCACUUAAACUGGAUUCUUCUGGGCGCCAAGCCAAAGCCAUGUACUCUUGUAAAGCAGAGCACAGCCAUGAACUUUCUUUCCCACAGGGGGCAAUAUUUUCUAAUGUAUACCCAUCAGUGGAACCAGGAUGGUUGAAGGCAACUUACGAAGGCAAAACAGGACUAGUUCCAGAAAAUUAUGUUGUCUUCCUCUAAUACUGUUUAGUGGAUGGCAGUAUCUUCAUGGUAUCCAUGGUAACAAUAAUAAGUGCUAUGAUUUUAUCUGACACAGAUAUGGGAAUCAGCCCACUAAAUGAAACGUAAAUUUCUAUCAAGUUCUACACCAGCAGACCAUGUAGCUCCCUAUAAAUGAAAAAGAAAAAAAAUGCAUAAAUUGUUAGCCAUGCCAUUCUUUUAAUUUUUACUUCUUGACUGGUUUCUUAUUUUAAAAUCUUGCCCCCACCCUUGUUUUUGAUAACUAACUCUGCACAUUGUCUUUUCCAUAACAAUUGUAGAAUACUGUGUUAAGUACUAUAUCCCAGAAAUUUGGAAACUAGAAAUUUGCUGUAAGGAUUUUCAGAUAAGUCCUUUACUGUCUGGAAUUCUCUGAGGAACUUUGAAAUCAUUACUUAAAAUGUAAUUUAAAUUAUUCAUUCAUUAUUUUUUCUUACGAAUUUCUUUCUUUUCUAUGUCAUUGUUUUGCUGGUCCUAAACAUUUCAAGGAAAUAAGUUGUUGUUUUUUUUAAUGUUAAGUUUAUUUUUAUUUGUUUACCAAGUAGAUGAUGAUAUUCAAAAGGAAUAAUGUAAAUGAUGUCUAUAAAUGAAACCAAGUUAAGUCAUACACUGAUUUCAAUAUAAACACUCCAUUCAGCAUUCCAGAUGCCUUCUAUGGGUAUAGAGUGGGGAUUAGCAAACUAUUUCUGUCAAGACCUGAUAGUAAAUAUUUGGGGGUUUUGUAUACCCUAAAGGUCUUUACUACAGUACUCAACUGCCAUUGUAGCAGAAAGCACUCAUAGAUAAUGAAUAAGCAAAUGAAUAAGGCUUAGUGCCAAUACAACUUUAUUUAUGGACUCUACAGCUUGAAAAUUUUCGAAAUUCUCAUUCUUAAAAUCCAUUGAAAAAUAGAAAUAUUUUAGCUGUUGGGCCAUGUAAAACUAGUGGCGGGCCACAUUUGACUCAUGGGUAAUAGUUUGCUGAUGCCUGGUUUAGAGGAGGUAUAAAACUAUCUUUAUAACUUUGGGAUUUAAUGAAAUUUUACCACAUUAACAUAUAAAUACUGAUAAGUCAUAUGCACAUAUCAUCUGAUAGUGGCAUUACAGUGGCAUCAAAAAAUAUAAUAAAAUGAAAACAAUGUAAAAAGUGGAUUUUUAAGGCAGCAGCCUAAAUUCUACUUGUAAGACUAUGAAGUUUCAAUGUAUUUUAUUGAUAUCUAAUAUUGGCUUUUGAGAAAUUCUUGUACAGAUGAUAAAGAUUUUUUUAAAGGUACAAGUAUGCUUAAAUUCUUUUAAAUUCUAUACUUAGUUGCAAUAAAAACCAAACAUAAAGGUACAGGAUUCUUAAAUAAUCUUUAGCUUCAGAAUUUAAAAUUGUUUAAUCAUCUUUAGCAGGAAUAAAAUCUGUACCUGACUUUAUUUAAUGCCUUUCAAUUUAUAGCUUUUAUUAGGAAUUUCACUGAAUUUAUAGAGUGUAGAAAUAGAUAUUCACUACUCAUUUAAAUAGAUCAUCAACAUCUGGUCGUGCAUCAACCAUUAUUUCUAUUUCAAUUAUUCUAAUAUAUUAUCUCUAUAAAUAUCUGCAUGUGGCAAAGAGCCUCUCCUCUUAAGAUUCCAAAAAGCUGGUUACUUGCCAUUGAUGGCCACAGCACUGGUCCACUGGGACAUGAUAUUUUACUUGUUACUUCAGAUUUCUCCAUGUACAGACACUCAGGUAUUGACUGCAUAAAGCUCUUUUUGCAGACAGAGUCAAAAUCAGAAAUAAAUACCAGUACAUUGAAUAAAGGGAUGAAAAAUAUUUAAUAUUAUAAAAAUUAGUAAUAUAAUGAAAAAAUCUGAUAAAUGUUUAUUUUUUACCUUCUGCUUUUGAUCUUUGUAUACUUAUGAUCAGGUGUUGCUAGAGCUUUUUGGUCUCUAGAUCCUUGGUGGCCUUUUCCUAGUAAUAAUAACAUUGCUGAUAGCCUGACUACCUUCUGCUGGAACAGAAGGCAAUCUCUCCAAUGUUCCAGUCCCUAUGUUUAUAUGACACCCUCAGUUUAAAUGCCUUUGCCAUCAUCUGACAUCCUACUAGAUUAGAAUGUCUUAAUGGCAAAUUGAUUACCUUGCAAAGAUCAACUUGACUCCAAAGAAAGAUUCAGAAUUCCACUUCAUUUGCUGCAACAUAGAGAAAUCUCAACGUUCAUUUUAUUUUAACACAGACCAGAGUGUUCUUUCCUCUGAGUUGUCUGUGAGCUAAUUCCACUGACGAUUAGUGAGGAAUUAAAGCUUUUGUUGUAUAGGACAUGAAUGAAGCCCACCUCUCCUUUAUUAUAUACUAAGGCAUUACUAUACAUUUAUUGUGGCAUUACUUACUGUGGUCCCUUUUUUGAAACAAAAGUGUAAGUGCUUGUUCAAAUUGUACCUUUUUUUUGAAGUUUUAAUCUUACAGAUUUAUGGCGAUGGUCCUUUUUUCUUCAUAUUGAUUACAUGUGUUAAGCAAGUCAUGGCCAUAUACUGCUUUUCCUUAGAAAUAAGUUUCCCACAGAUAAGGUAUUCAUGAGCAUUGAGAAAAUCAAGACAUGUGCUCUAAAUUACAUGGAAUAUUAAUUACACAAGAAGGUAAUGACAGUCAUUGGAAGACAAUCACACUUAAACAUUUAACCACAGUUCAAUGAUGAAACCUUAGUAUUUUAGGGAUAAUGUGAAGAUAGGUUAGAAUUGCCACCUGUACAUCUCCAAAACACAACAAUGUGCACACCCUAAACACUGCUUAUAGUAUAAUCAGUAUGAGGAAGAGUUGAUAAGUCUAUGUCAAUCAUCUUGUGUACUAUGUAAAAAUAUCCUCUAGUACAAAACAUUUAUGUAUUUAACAGGUGACUCUUUUGUUAUGCCAUAACUCCUACCACAUUUAUAGACACUAGUCAGUUAACUGAAGGUUUUUCUUGUGUUAUGUGUAAAUGUGUGAAAAGUAAAAUAAUCUUUGUAUUCCUGUGAAGUCCGUGAAGUAUGAGGAAGUGCCAUUUCUUCUUGUUUGAUUUGAGUGGCUUUGGUAGUUGUGUUGACUCUCUGUACUUUGUAAUGUGAAUGAGUGUAACCAGGUCUCUCAACAAUGGCUUCUUUGCUAGCUCUUUCAGGAACGGUGAAGAAAAAAAAAAUGUACUUUACAGUCUCAAACUAUCCAAGUUUCCAAAUAGGAAAAAUAAAGAUAUAUCAUGACUUUUAUUCUUAUUUUAUGAUAAUUAGUUUUACAUAUUGUGGUACUCCUUUUAAAAAUCAACUAGG